AUGGGAGAUAUUGUUACAAUGAAGGUUAAAGAAGGAGGUGGACCUUCUUCAUUGAAGUGCCCAAUGUUGACAACUACGAAUUAUACCGUAUGGGCUAUGCGAAUCAAGGUUUUGCUCAGAGUGCAUAAGGUAUGGGAUGUCGUUGAAAGUGAGCCUGAUCACGGAGAGAAGAACGAUAUGGCAAUUGCCCUAAUCUUCCAAUCUAUACCUGAGACACUUAACUUACAAGUAGGUGACUUGGAUACAGCUAAGAAGGUUUGUGACGCAAUCAAAUCGAGACAUAUGGGAGCAGACCGGGUGCGUGAGGCCAGACUACAGAUGCUGAUGGCCGAAUUUGAUAGAUUACGGAUGAAAGAUACUGAUACGAUAGACGAUUUCGUAGGCAAAAUAUCAGAAAUUUCAUCAAAAUCUUCAGCGUUGGGUGAAACUAUCGAAGGAACAAAGCUAGUAAAGAAGUUUCUUUCGAGUCUACCUCGAAAGAAAUAUAUACAUAUUGUGGCAUCACUAGAGCAGGUCCUUGACCUUAAGAUCACGAGUUUUGAAGACAUAAUUGGAAGGUUGAAAACAUAUGAGGAGAAAGUUGCAGAAGAAGAAUAA
Molecule: messenger RNA, 597 nt
Organism: Brassica oleracea var. oleracea
Lineage: Eukaryota; Viridiplantae; Streptophyta; Magnoliopsida; Brassicales; Brassicaceae
Exons: 1
Coding region: 1-597 (198 amino acids)
Source: RefSeq, a predicted model, not a curated record